AUGUUCCCUGGCCUCAACUGGGUUACCACUGCCGCCAGCGCGUCCCGCGCACCGUCGCCGGCGUUUAUACAGCACCCAGACAGCGAGUUUAGAACCGCUCACGACCCGCGCGCGCCCACGCCUACGCCGACACUGGGCUCUAUAAUGCGCGAGGCACGCGAACACCCGCGCGUGCGCACGACGAGCACAACAACCAACACCUCCUCCGCCGUCCUCGACCUCGACUGGUCACUCGUCGGCCCCGCAUCGGGCAACGAGCACGCUGCCGCCAAUCUCCCACGACGACAUCGUUCCAGCCUGCUCGGCGCGGCGUCCGGCGCACUCGCGAGCCGUCUCAGCCGACGCAAAGCACGGUCGAAUGCGCGACCGCCGUCGCCAACGAAGGAGCCCGCAGUGAGCGCGGCGGACGCCGAAGAGGCAGAGGAGCGGAAUAGGCUGAGGGACGCUGCAGCGCAGAGCCUGGGGCUCGAGCUCGGCCUGCCCGGCCCGGGGAGGAUGUCCAACGAGAAGGAGCGCGACGCGGAGGACGGUGACGACGAGCAAACGACGGAGGAGCGAAUAGUAGAAGCGCCCGUCACGCCAACGCUGCCCACGUUCCCGGCGUCCAAGGCGAGCUUAGCGCCGCUGGUCGUGCUGCAAACGGCAUUGCCGAAGCAUUAUCCGCCACCGUCAUUGCUUAAGCGCGCGUUGGCACAGCAAUGGAAGACCCGCGCCAUCGUAUUGACCGGCCCGCCCACGACUUCUCGCACAGGCGGAGGCAUGCCUUCCCACUUGCACGUGUUUCGCGUCGGCAGCGGGAGCGAGCGGGAACUCGAGCGCCUGGCAAUCGACGAGCGCUCGGUCGUGUUCGUCGCCGACGAGGAUGUCGGUGGCCGAUCACAUGUCGUGAAGGUUGGCGGACAUGAUGUCGGCGCACGCCGACGCGAGUUGAACGGCGAAGAGACCGGGAUGACGAUGAUGUGGCUCCAGAUUACGGACGCGCAAGAAUCCCGAGCAUGGAUCGGCGCCAUCAAGGCUGCCGUACUCGGACAGCGCUCAGUACGCGCGGGACUCGGCAAUGGCUACGGCGCAUCACCCAGCGAACCUCGCGGCGACCUUGACGUUGUGCUUUCAAUGCGCAUGCAGGGUAUGGGUGCGCGCCCUGCGCCGUCUGAAUCAUCUCAAUCCCAGACUUCGUCGACGUCCUCCACGCGCCCGAAUAGCCCGAGGCCUACAAUAUCCUUCAAAGGACUAUUUGGGAAUUCACGACCGCGUUCUCUCUCUCGCGCAACCUCAAUUGCUUCGGAUGACGAUCCGGGCCCUGUAAGCCCGACGGCAGACAGUUUCGCCUCAGUGGCGAAUAGCAUCAUGGCUCAGGAAGCGCCAUACUCUCGACGUAUUGUCGUCAAUCGUACUAGCGUCGACCUCGAAUACAACGAUGCUCUGUCGACUCGUGCCAUGUCGCCCCCACCUCUAGGUCCUCCCCCAAACCGAAGGCGAACUCACACUUCAAGUGCCCCCGAGCCUCUUGAGCGCGAUGGUCGCAUAUACACCUUCGGCAACACCUCUUUUGGCGAUGCUCGUGCACUCACACCCGUCGAAGAUUCGCCCAGCCUCACGCCUGUCCUCCAUACUCCUCCCACACCGCUUCCAUCCCCGCAAUCACCGACAGAACCAGGGAAGCAGCGAGCUAACUCUGUAUCUUCUGUCAGCACACUGGGCGGUGCAUCUGACCGUCGGCGUUGGUCGCGUCAAUCCGCCCUGGCCACUCUCAGUGCCAAGUCAGCUUCGCCUCCGCAAAGACACCCGUAUGCGGCGGUCGAUACUUCAACCUCGUCCCCACCACAGACCCAGGUACGCUCGCCGAGCCGUGCAAGCACCAGCACCACGAGCCACCGCACUCUUCCAGGCAUCCUCGCGCUGAAGCGCGCCUCAGUCUCGAGCGCCGCCAGCGCAUCACUGUCCAACGAGUCUUCCUCCCUCUCCCACUCCUACCAUUCACAGUCAUACCAGCCGACGGCAUCUGGCUCUGGCGCGAGCACGUAUUCAUACCCAUAUCCUGGGUCGGGGUCAGGCAGCCUGCUCUCACCGACGGGCACCACGCGCAAUCGCCAGAGUAUGCCUCCACCUCAGCGCCCCGCACCUAAUACUGCGCUGCCCCCGACACCCUCAGAUCCACCACGGCCGGAGAUGCGGCCACGCAGCAUGUCCGCGCAACGGCCCGGUACUGCGCCAGGCGCUGUGUCCGCUGCUGGAUCGUUCUCAUUGAUUGGCGCGCCGAGUGCGUCUGCCGCCGUCGCGCAGGUGAAAGCGGGCUCUAAGCUUCGAUUAUCGUUGCAUGGAAAGACUCCACCAACAGCCGCAUCAACACAAGAGAAGCCUCAUAGGAGAACGAGCUCCGGCGCGGAUGUGCCCUGUGCGCGACCUCCUCCCAGCGGCCCAUUACCACCCCCACCGUCUGACUCAAAGCGAGUAUCGCUGCCACCUGAGUCCAAACGCGGCUCGUGGGGAUUCGAACCGAAGAGAGGGUCAUUGACGAUGUCCGAGCAUAGACGGAAUACGUCCGGCGAUGCGUAUACGAGGAGAAGUUCACUGGACGCUAAACGGGGGCUUGGGAUGACGACCCUGGAGCCGGCGCCACCUCCGCCGGAGAGCCCGACCAUUGCCAGUUCUAUCAAGCAGAGGUUGCGCAUGCUGGGUGGCGGUGGUAACAGCAGCGCCGUUCCCUCGAGGUCCACCACUCCUGCACCACCAGAAUCUAGUCCGGACGAACCACCCCUACUUGCGCCGAGCUUGAAACGCGAGGCUGACCUGUCGGCGGAUGCCACGCCGGUGCCCAGUCGAGAGCCACACAGUGGAGUCCUCGAGCCCAACUUCGUACGCGACUCUGAUUCCAACGGUGGUCCUAUCCUUCUCGCCCCCAGUCUUCUGCGCGCGCUUGACGGCGAUCCCGUCAUGGCACCGAACCUCAUGCGCCAACGCGCAGACUCGCAGGCUCUGCCGCUACAUCCCUCACCGCCGCGCGUAGCCGACCUACGCUCAGAUAGCACCAAUACGUCCCGGCCCGGAUCGCCCGGUGUCGCCGAACGCAUCACCGACCCACGCGUUGCGCUUGCCGAAGAGGCCGCUGCCGACGCUGAGCGUGAGCGCUUGGAACAAGAGCGGCUGGAGCAGGCGCAGGAUCUGGAUCCCCUAGGCUUGGAGAACCUGAGCGAGAGCGUCCCGUCUUCACCUACGGGUGCACCCGCACGCCCGCCUCGUUCGGCGCGACGCCCGCCACCUCGCACGUCAACGAGUGGCAGCGGUAGCGAUUCGGGUCCGGUCACGGCGCUUGCGCCACCGCCUCGGCGGAGACCUGCUACCGCGGCAGGGCUCGAGGCGCGCGGUGGUGACGCGGAUGAUGCGAGCGGGAGGAUGUUGCGGCUGCCCGAGGAUGCGCGGAGCGAUCUUGGACGGGCGAACUUCAGUCGGUUAAGCUUGGUCCUAGCCGAUUCGUAG
This is a messenger RNA of Peniophora sp. CBMAI 1063, 3477 nucleotides long. NCBI's taxonomy places the organism in Eukaryota, Fungi, Basidiomycota, Agaricomycetes, Russulales, Peniophoraceae. The record is from the annotation of a GenBank genome assembly.